GAUGUAAACAAAUAAUAUCCUUAUUAAUGCCCAUCAUAACACACGUGGAUGUGCUAAUGAUAGUGUUAGUUUGUUCCCUAGCUAGCUAGCUAUGGCUGAUGCGAUUGGCCCCGUCCCCCUGCUCAACCAGUACAAGUAUGGUCUGCUGAGAAGACGGCUGCUAGCACUGAUGACUGGAGGCCUCAACAUACGGCGAGCGCCAUGGCUCUUGCAUGUGAUACAGGUAUCUCUCUGGAUCUCACCUGUGUUACUGAGUGUGCCCUUCGUUGUGGUGGACGCGCUGAGGCUGUGGAAUCAGUACUACAUUGCGCUGGUGUAUGCUAUAGUAAUGGCCCUGUUCUCACUGACACUGGAGCUGUGUGUGGGUGUGUGGAGACACAGUAAAGGGGGACUCUUCACUAGCUCACAGUACGGGGAUGAACAAGACGAUGCUAUCCAAUUUGACUCGUUGUUGGAUCGAACUUCAGUGGACUUCAUAUUCAGUGUCAAACGUCUCCCCUCUCUCACCCUCAGCCCCCUCGUGACUGGUGUCCUCUCCUAUGCUGUGUGCUACCCUCUCCUACCCUCCCUCCUCUUAGAGAGUCUGCCAGUGGCUGGAGUGGUGGUGGUGUUCCUACUAGGCUGGAUCACUGGCUGUGUAACUCUGUACUCCCUGUGUACUAGGGCCCCUACUGAGGUAGCUGUGUACAGAGCCACGGACCCACUGGAGCUCAGGUUCAUUACCAGGCCACUCUACGUCAUCUCAUUAACAGCCAUUUAUAUCGCACUGAGAGCUUUGAUCACGCCCCCAGCAGUGUACCUCAUUGUCCUAUAUUCCCUGCUGUGUGUGCUUCCCCUGGCCUGGACUGUAGGAGUGCUACCUCCCCUCGAGGCACUAGUGUCAUGGGGCCUCGAGCAAGCCCACACAAGAUUACUGGGAGGGUCGCCAGUCGCAACUGAUCUAAGGUUGCUGGUUCAGUUUUCCCUCUCUACGGUUGCCGUGGUGAUUGUUGGUGUCCUGCCCACUACAACACACUCUGUCCUGCUCUCCACUGCGUUUGGGUUCACACUCAGCCACAACCUCCCUCACACUCUGUACCUGCUACUCUGUGCUGUCUGUCCCACUAAGCGUCUGAAAUGGACCUCGUCUAAACUAUUUGUGUCUUUGGUUGGUAUUGAUUGUCACAGGUUAAAGAUGCUCAAACUAUCCACACUCUACUGGUUUAUCUCGUGUCUGAGGGCUGGACUCUUACUAGGAGUUGCUCUAGUCAUUGUAUACUUCACGUCUACUGUUAUAGACACUAUAGGUACAGGGAACAUUGUCGGUGGUUUGCUGCUGUCUGUGUAUCUGUUGUUGAGAGCAAGUGAUAGUCUGCAGAGUGUCUACAUAUGUGGGUUAGUGAGGAACCCUCUUCACCCGUGGACCUGCGACAAUGCUGCAAAGUUCAAGACUAAGCGAAGGCUAUUACGAUGUUUUGCUGCCCCAAGAGCCAUUGCAUUACAUUACCUGGUUCCCUUGCUGCUGGUGGCCUAUGCUGGGGUAGGAGUGGCCUCAGAGCUCUCACUAGGGUCCUCUGUCUGGGCCUGGAUUGCAACAUCAAGACUGCUCAGACUGGUGUGGCAGAACACGGCUGUUGCUCAUCGCGACCUCUCACUGAUAGCAUUGCUUCAUUUCAUCGUACCUCAUCUUGACAACUCUCUCUCCAUGGGACCAUCCACACAAGCUUUAGUGUUGGGAGAAGCCUUGUCCAUACUCAAGGACUUCCUACACAAACUAUCGUUUGCAGUAACACUCUUCAUCUCUUUCAUUGCGGACAAGAAACAACGAACGUAUAAAUACCUCACUGUGCUGAUAAUGGCAGGGACACUCCCCCUCUCCCCCCUUGUGCUGACUGUGAUACUACUCAGCUCUAUUCUCUCAGCACCGUUACUACCUCUCUUCACUCUGCCUCUGUUCUCAAUAUCCUUCCCAAGACCCAAGCGAUUCUGGCCGGCUCUAUUCAACUAUGGACAAGAAUACACAAAGUGUGAGGACAGUGUUUAUUAUCAACAGUGUACUGACGAGGUUGCCAUGGCAAUACAUAGAAGUAUGUCCUCUGGAGCUGUUAGCAGUCAGCCAGGAAGUCAAGUACUGGUUCGGUUUCAAGAUAGAACUAUUUUCUGUUCCAUUCUAGAGACUGGAUAUGGAUACCGGACCCUCACACUCAAAGGAUUGGAGCUCCAGGAGACCUCCUGCCACACCGCUGAGGCCUCGAGGAUUGACGAAAUAUUUGAAACUUUGUACGACCCGUCAACUAUUGGAUAUUGCAAGUUUUCAUUCAACACUCAAUACCUCAACACCUUGCAGCCGAGAGACUCUGCUGUCAUUAAGACCUACUCUGAUGCUAAAAAUGUUUUGACUGGAAUUAUCGAUCAAAGUUCAUCGUUGAAGAAAUUCUCGACUAACUUGCUGCGAUCCCUCACCUGGGUACUGCACUGCCACUACCAGCGCUGUACACCCACUAGGACCACCACCCCACCAGCUGAACUACCAGCUGAACUAACCACCCCAUCACAUGUACCUGAUAAGCAACCCCCUCCAGCAGUGUAUGAUGAUAACGAUUCCUGGGCUGAGUCUGUGUCCAGUCUUGAUGCUGUCCCCCCCUCCAUGACGAGGAUGAUACCACUAAGCUCCCCAUCAUCACUCAUACCAGAGGAUUGUACCACCACUCAACGCAAGAUGGAGGAUAUCUUUGUGUCACCCUCGCAUGUUGUGAUACCUUCCCUACCUGUAUCACGAUCAACCACUGUUCCAACUAGCCGAGAUCAGCGGACUGCUAAAGUGCAACCACUUCCCGACACUACUGUGAUCCCACAAGGCUGGAGUUCUGUGCCAUUAUCCACUGUGUAUGUUAACCAACUACUGAGGGAGUUUCCCACUGGAUGGUAUAACUAUGUUAAGAGCUUGAAUGAUGGGCAUGUGCUUAGUUCUUCUGAAGAGAGCCAGUUCAUGACGGUUGUGAUGGUGUGUUAUAGUCUGGUGGACGUGCCCUCAGUGUCGAGUAUGUCUGGUAGGAAACGAGAUACCACGUCAUUUGAUGUGUACCAGGGCUUCAUGAGGGAAUUCCCCUACUCCCUACACCUCUCCUGGCUCACGACGGACUCUGACCUUUCCUCUCUCGUGCUUAAGGCUUAUCGGUAUGCAGUGAAGCUGCUGUAUGAUGAGGCCAGCCUCGGGGAGGUGGAGUCACACUCUGAGCUAGCAGAGGCUCUGGGGGAAUUUGAUAGUGAUUGUUUUAUAGCCCCCCAGACGGAGGGGGGUUGGGAAGAGGCUGUGUUGACACAAGUACCUCGUCUGUUCUCCAUAGACAGAGAUCAAGAGAAUAAUGUGUACACCGCUCGAGUUCUCACGCUACAAGAGCAAGUGAUGCACAUUGGGCAGCUAAACCCAGUGGGCGUGGCUAGUGUGUGGGCGGAUCUCUCACUAGAGCUACUCUAUCUGACUAACGAUGAUGAUGAGAGAUACAGUAUUCAAGCACAUCCCGAGGUAUUGAGAAACCUCACCAUACAAGCAGCCCACCCUCCACUGGGCUAUAGCGUUCACGCAUCAGGACUAUUGAACCUUCCCACAGUAGGCUAGCUGUCAUAUUGUGUAGCUCAGCAGAUUGUUUUAUGAUCAUUCAACUCUUACAAUUGUGUACUUAUAAUUAUAAUCAUUGUCAUGCAUGAAUGCAGCCUAAUUAGCACAACUUGUAAAUCGACCCCUACCACAUGUAAGA
Messenger RNA from Halichondria panicea, 3737 nucleotides. Its product is annotated as pecanex-like protein 4. Gene Ontology annotation, cellular component: membrane. The record is from RefSeq and is a predicted model, not a curated record. Lineage: Eukaryota; Metazoa; Porifera; Demospongiae; Suberitida; Halichondriidae. Bases 92 to 3598 code for a protein of 1168 amino acids. The transcript has 8 exons.